Echinops telfairi (small Madagascar hedgehog) is the source of this 2326-nucleotide messenger RNA. RefSeq names its product solute carrier family 30 member 2 (gene SLC30A2). Bases 21 to 1205 code for a protein of 394 amino acids. The record is from RefSeq and is a predicted model, not a curated record. Gene Ontology annotation, molecular function: zinc ion transmembrane transporter activity. NCBI's taxonomy places the organism in Eukaryota, Metazoa, Chordata, Mammalia, Afrosoricida, Tenrecidae. Gene Ontology annotation, cellular component: plasma membrane. The transcript has 8 exons. Gene Ontology annotation, biological process: zinc ion transmembrane transport; response to zinc ion.
GUGGGUCCCGCCGAGGCUGCAUGCGGGCCUCGGAGAAGCGGCGUCUGCUGGACAACCCGCGCAGAGCCCGGUCAUACAUGGGAUCUAUAUGGCAGGAAGGGUCGGGCUGGGUCCCUCUCCCAGGACCUAGCCUUAACCUACAGACCAUUGAGCUUGCGGCCGAGAACAACCAUUACUGCCAUGCCCAGAGGGAUCCUGGUAGCCACCGUGACCCCAAAAAGGAUCGGGCCCGGCGCCAACUGUAUGUGGCCUCUGCCAUUUGCCUGUUGUUCAUGAUCGGGGAAGUCAUUGGUGGGUACCUGGCACACAGCCUGGCAAUCAUGACCGAUGCAGCCCACCUGCUCACGGACUUUGCCAGCAUGCUCAUCAGCCUCUUCUCCCUCUGGAUGUCCUCCCGGCCAGCCACCAAGACCAUGAACUUCGGCUGGCAGCGAGCUGAGAUCCUGGGAGCUCUGCUGUCUGUACUGUCCAUCUGGGUCGUGACGGGGGUGCUGGUGUACCUGGCGGUGGAGCGACUAAUCUCUGGGGACUAUGAGAUCAAGGGAGGAGUCAUGCUGAUCACCUCAGGCUGUGCUGUGGCCGUGAACAUCAUAAUGGGGCUGACCCUCCACCAGUCUGGCCACGGGCACAGCCACGGUCCCGGCCACGGACACAGCCACGGUCCCGGCCACGGACACAGCCAUGGUCCCGGCCACGGACGCAGCCACGAUACCAGUGAGGAGCAGAACCCCAGUGUCCGAGCUGCCUUUAUCCAUGUGAUUGGGGACCUUCUACAGAGUGUGGGCGUCCUGGUGGCAGCCUAUAUUGUAUACUUUAAGCCCGAGUACAAGUACGUGGAUCCGAUCUGCACCUUCAUCUUCUCCAUCCUGGUCCUGGGCACGACCUUGACCAUUCUGAGAGAUGUCCUUGUGGUGCUCAUGGAAGGGACCCCCAAGGGCGUGGACUUCACGGCUGUUCGGGACCUGCUGCUGGCCGUGGAGGGGGUGGAAGCCUUACACAGCCUGCACAUCUGGGCGCUGACCGUGUCCCAGCCGGUGCUGUCUGUCCACAUUGCCAUUGCUCGGAAUGCCGAUGCCCAGGCCGUGCUGAAGAUGGCCAGCUCCCAGCUGCAGGGGAGGUUCCACUUCCACACGAUGACCAUCCAGAUUGAGGACUACUCGGAGGACAUGAAGGACUGUCAGGAGUGCCAGGGACCCUCCGAUUGACUGCGGCCAGCCAGGACCCGUGCGUGGCAGGCCUAGUGUCCCCCAGACCCAGCCAGGCUCUGCUAGCCAGGCUGCUGUGUAAACUAGGCCCUGUCCUCAUGUCUACUCCGCAUCCCAGAGUGGGGCUCAUCUUCUGCCUCCCCAUCUGACUACAGCCAGCGGGGGAUGGGGACUCAGGGGCACAUGCAGCGGGACCCCCUUCAUCCUGCCCCUAGCCGCAGGCAGGCCUGGCAGGGGGGUGAGGGGAGGGAGGCUGGCCUGCCUCUUCCCUGCCUUAUGGAUCUGACAAGAACUCCUGGUACAGAGCCCCCUCCUUCUGCCCAUAACAAUAUGGUUGAGGGAGGCCUGGGACCCCACCCUCUCAGCAGGGAGCCAGGGCCUCCUCAGACCUGUCCUUACCUCAGUCACUUCAGGUUCCCUUCCUGGAGACACCAAGCAACUUCCUAGAUAAGGCGCUGGCUGGCUGGCUUCCUUACAGCCCUUGACUCAGGAACAAGACACCCAUACCCUUGCCAGAAGUGAUUCCGGGGGAAGGGGAGAAGACAUAUUUCAGAGUGAGUCUCACAGGAACAGCCUUGUAGCUCCUGGGCUACUUCUCUUGUCCUGAUGAUGCCCCCAGGGAUCGGGACAUGGCUGGGCCAAUACGGUCCUCAGGGUGGCUGACCUGAUCAGAGCCCAUGGAUGGAGGAUGGAGAGAGGCCGGGCACAGCCCAGUGGCCAACCGGAAAGGCUUCCUGGGUGCUGUGUGGUGAUUCCUAAAUUGCAGGAUGGCUUGUGCCCUGGUGGCGCGCUGGGUUACGCAUCCACUGGCUACUUGCAAGAUAAGUGGUUCAAGCCCACUAGCCCCAUCAAGAUGUGCAAACUGGACCCCUCGAACACCAGUCUCCACAACCCUGAGACCAGAAGAACUAGAUGGUGCCCAGCUACCACUACCAACUGCUCUGAAAAGGAUCACAUUGAGUGGAGUGGACUGUGUGGAGCAGAACUCAAAAUCAUGAAGAAGACCAGGCUUUAUUGGUCAAGACUGACGGGACCUCAAAGACUGGCUUUUUCUGGUCUGGAACUGAACUUUAAUCAUCAAUCAUGUGAGACCAAACCAAAACCAAACUUGCUACCAUGAG